This is a messenger RNA of Rhodofomes roseus, 495 nucleotides long. RefSeq lists its product as uncharacterized. The record is from RefSeq and is a predicted model, not a curated record. Gene Ontology annotation, biological process: regulation of DNA-templated transcription. Bases 259 to 429 code for a protein of 56 amino acids. Gene Ontology annotation, molecular function: zinc ion binding; DNA-binding transcription factor activity, RNA polymerase II-specific. Lineage: Eukaryota; Fungi; Basidiomycota; Agaricomycetes; Polyporales; Fomitopsidaceae. The transcript has 2 exons.
CUCACACCUCCCAUCUGGUGUGGCGUCCUCGACGAGUGCUGAACCCAUCUUCCUCAGCCCAGCAACACGCGAGCGCGGCCACUAACUCGUCCAGUGCACACCGCUCUCGCCAUAUCCACCACAAAGCUGUGUCAGCGCUGUGGCACAGGUGCAUCAUCAGACAUCGCGCCCACUUCGUCCAUAUACGCGACCUCCCCGCGCACUUAUCGGUCCCGGCGCGAAGACCUUGACUCUCUAACAACUCAUCCCUCUACCACCAUGAUGGACGAGGGGUCUUUCAAUGCCCAACAGAACGGCGGCGGUAAGCAGGCCCAGCGGGCGCGCAGAGUCCUCAACUGCGGGCCCUGCCGCAAGAACAAGCUCAAGUGCGAUAGGAAGCGGCCUUGCUCAUCCUGCCAGCUGCGAAGUACGCCGUCAUCGUCGCUGUGAUGCCUCAUAUUGAAACUGACGACACGUGUCGCCUGAUUUGUAGAGAGCGAAACCUCUUGCCGCUAC